This is a messenger RNA of Protomyces lactucae-debilis, 5936 nucleotides long. RefSeq lists its product as uncharacterized. Lineage: Eukaryota; Fungi; Ascomycota; Taphrinomycetes; Taphrinales; Protomycetaceae. Bases 1 to 5532 code for a protein of 1843 amino acids. The record is from RefSeq and is a predicted model, not a curated record. The transcript has 2 exons. Gene Ontology annotation, molecular function: magnesium ion binding; 3-oxoacyl-[acyl-carrier-protein] reductase (NADPH) activity; fatty acid synthase activity. Gene Ontology annotation, biological process: long-chain fatty acid biosynthetic process. Gene Ontology annotation, cellular component: fatty acid synthase complex.
AUGAACGCAGAGCUCGAACAAGAGCUUGCUCAUACGCUUCUGAUAGAGCUACUAGCAUACCAAUUUGCAUCGCCUGUGCGAUGGAUUGAAACGCAGGAUGUGCUCCUUCGAGAUUUUGGCGCUGAGCGUAUGGUGGAAAUUGGGCCUUCUCCCACGCUUGCAGGCAUGGCGAAACGCACGUUGAAGCAAAAGUACGAGUCAUACGACGCGGCCAAGUCGAUUCAGCGCGAUGUGCUCUGUUAUUCAGCCGACGCAAAGUCCAUCUACUACAACAUUGAGGAUGCACCUGUGGAGGAAAGUAGCCCAGCUGCGCAAGUCGAGGCCGCUGGAGUGACCCAAAGCGCCCCUGCGACUGUGGUCUCUGUUACUUCUGCUCCCGCCCCACCACCACCACCAUCGCCGGCUGCUAAUGCGGGCCCUGCGGCAUCCAUCCCUGAUGAGCCAGUCAAGGCCGUUGAUGUGGUACACGCUCUUGUUGCACAGAAGCUCAAGAAGACAAUUGAUGAGGUGCCCCUUUCGAAGGCAAUCAAAGACCUUGUGGGUGGCAAGUCGACAAUGCAAAAUGAGAUUCUUGGUGACCUUGGCAAGGAAUUUGGAAACACGCCGGAGAAGCCUGAAGACACCCCUCUCGAAGAAUUGGGCGCAGCCAUGCAAGGGUCUUUCAAUGGUCAACUCGGAAAGCAAUCUAGCUCUUUGGUGCAGCGCUUGGUCGCAUCGAAAAUGCCUGGAGGCUUCAAUCUGACCUCUGUACGAAGCUAUCUUGCAACUAAAUUUGGUUUGGGCGCUGGCCGAACUGAGUCUAUUUUACUGCUCGCUCUGACUAUGGAGCCCGCAAGCCGGCUCGGUUCUGAAGCAGACGCCAAAAGCUUCCUUGAUACAAUUGCCCAGAAAUAUGCCUCCAAAGCCGGCAUCUCGCUGACAGCGCCAGCCGCAGCCGGAGCAAGCGAAGGAUCCUCAGGCGGGGCUGGCCUGGAUCCUGCGCAAUUCGCAGCCCUUACAAAAGAUCAGACGGAUAUGGCUCGUAGCCAGCUCGACCUGUACGCUCGUUUCCUCAAGCUUGAUCUCAUGUCUGGCGAGAAGAAAUUCAUCGACGAGAAGGCAACAAGUACAGCACUUCAGGCGCAGAUCGACCUUUGGGAAGCCGAGCAUGGCGAUUUUUACGCAUCCGGCAUUGCUCCUGUUUUCAGUCCCCUCAAGGCUCGAGUGUACGACUCUGAUUGGAACUGGGUGAGGCAAGACGCGCUCAGCAUGUAUUUCGACAUCAUUUUUGGGCGCCUCAAACUUGUGGAUCGCGAGAUUGUGGCCCGUUGUAUUUCCGUCAUGAAUCGAUCAAACCCUACGCUGCUUGAAUUCAUGCAAUAUCACAUUGACCACUGCCCCGAGGAAAAGUCUGAAACUUACAAGCUGGCAAAAGAAUUGGCACAAUCGCUUUUAGACGUUUGUACCGAGGUUAUUGACGUUGCUCCCGUCUAUAAAGACGUCACCUACCCAACAGGUCCCCAGACAAGAAUCGAUUCAAAGGGCAAUAUGUCUUACGACGAAGUGCCUCGCCCUGCUGUUCGCAAAUUGGAGCACUACGUGAAAGAGAUGGCCAUGGGUGGUAAGCUCACAAGUUUCGCUUCCAAGACCAAAGUACAGGAUGACCUUCGCAGCAUCUACCGCAUCAUCAAGCAGCAAAAUAAGAUGUCAAAAUCAAGCAAGCUGCAAAUCAAAUCGCUUUAUGCGGAUGUUGUGAAAGCUCUCGCAGCCAAUGCAGUCACUCUUGAUGAGAAACCAAAGCGAGGGCGCCGCAUGAAGAAGGCAGCAUCUUCUACACGCCCAGAAAAGGAGACCAUCCCAUUCUUGCACCUCAAGAAGAAGGAGGAGCAUGGUUGGGAGUACUCGAGUCAAUUGACGGAAGUCUACCUCGACGGUCUUGAGCACGCAGCCCGUGAUGGUGUGACAUUUGAACACAAGAACGUGCUGAUGACUGGCUGUGGCGCAGGAUCAAUUGGAGCCGAAGUCAUGCAGGGCCUUCUCGCAGGUGGUGCCCGGGUUGUCGUGACCACAUCGCGAUAUAGUCGCAGCGUGACUGAAUUCUAUCAACAGACUUUUGCUAGAUAUGGCUCCAAGGGAUCCACUUUGAUCGUCGUCCCUUUCAAUCAAGGUUCAAAGCAGGACGUUGAUGCACUUGUUGAUUACAUUUACGACGAGAAGAAAGGUCUGGGAUGGGAUUUGGACUUCAUCAUUCCUUUUGCUGCUAUUCCUGAGAAUGGUCGCGAGAUUGACACUAUCGACUCAAGGUCGGAGCUUGCCCACCGCAUCAUGCUCACAAACCUGGUCCGGCUUCUUGGCGCCGUCAAGGCUCAAAAGGCUGCCAAAGGAAUUGAUACACGCCCUGCGCAGUGCAUGCUACCGCUCUCCCCCAAUCACGGUUCUUUCGGCAAUGAUGGACUGUAUUCCGAGUCAAAGCUCGGUCUUGAGACGCUGUUCAAUCGCUGGCAUUCGGAAUCUUGGGCUGCAUACCUGACCAUUACUGGCGUUGUGAUUGGCUGGACUAGGGGUACUGGUCUGAUGUCCGCCAACAACACAAUCGCAGAAGGUAUUGAGAAGCUCGGCGUGCGGACAUUCAGUCAACAGGAGAUGGCAUUCAAUAUUCUAGGGCUGAUGACGCCUGCCAUCACUCGCCUCUGCCAGCAGGAGCCUGUCUGGGCUGACUUGAAUGGCGGAUUUCAAUUUUUGCCAAACUUGAAAGAUUUGACCAGCCAGCUGCGAGCCGAUCUGAGUGCUACUAGUGAAGUUCGAAAGGCCGUGGCCGCCGAGACCGCCAUGGAGCACCAGGUCGUGAACGGCGCAGAAGCAGAGCGUCUGCACAAGAAGCAGAUGAUUCAGCCCCGCGCAAACAUGAAAUUUGACUUUCCUCCAAUCAAGACAGCUGAAGAACUCAAGCCGCUCGCUCAUCUCAAAGGAAUGGUCGAUCUUGACAAAGUUGCUGUCGUGACUGGUUUCUCAGAAGUGGGACCAUGGGGAAACUCGAGGACUCGCUGGGAAAUGGAGGCUUAUGGAGAGUUUUCGCUUGAGGGCUGCAUUGAGAUGGCGUGGUUGAUGGGUUUGAUUGCGAACAAAAAUGGAACAUGGGUUGACGCGAAGAGUGGUGCAGUCGUUGAUGAUAAGGAUGUCAAGGCGAAAUAUGAGCAGGCAAUCCUCGAUCACGCUGGCAUUCGAUUGAUUGAGCCAGAUUUGUUCGAUGGCUACGAUCCAAAUAAGAAACAACUGCUCCAAGAAGUUGUGAUCGAGCACGAUUUGGAUGAGUUCGAGACGUCCGCUGAGACCGCCGCAGCGUACAAGCUGGAGCAUGGUGACAAGGUGGAGACAUUUGAGAAUAAAGAGAGUGGCGAGUGGUCCGUCAGAUUCAAGACGGGCGCUACUCUGCUCAUUCCCAAAGCACUCCGUUUCGACCGGCUCGUCGCAGGCCAGAUUCCGACAGGAUGGAACCCGAAGCGAUAUGGAUUGGACGAUGAUAUCAUUUCUCAAGUUGACCCAGUCACUUUGUACACGCUUGUCUCUACAGUUGAAGCAUUGAUUUCGUCCGGAAUCACUGAUCCAUACGAGUUCUAUCAGUAUGUGCAUGUCUCUGAAGUAGGCAACACUGCUGGUUCGGGCAUCGGAGGUGUGACGGCAUUGCGGGGCAUGUACAAGGAUCGUUGGAUCGACAAGCCAGUCCAAAAGGAUAUUCUCCAAGAGUCGUUCAUCAACACAAUGUCAGCUUGGGUCAACAUGCUGAUUUUGUCAUCAGCUGGGCCAAUCAAAACACCAGUCGGAGCAUGUGCCACGGCCGCCGAGUCUGUCGAGAUUGGCUGCGAUACUAUUGCUUCGGGCAAAGCCAAGAUCGUCAUUGUUGGUGGUUACGACGAUUUCCAAGAGGAAGGCUCAUACGAGUUUGCCAACAUGGGCGCUACUAGUAAUGCGGACAAAGAAGCGGCUCACGGCCGAACCCCGAAGGAAAUGUCUAGGCCGACGACAACAACCAGGUCUGGCUUCAUGGAAUCGCAAGGCGCUGGUAUCCAGAUCCUCAUGCAGGGCUCAUUGGCAAUCCAGAUGGGCGUACCCAUAUACGGUAUCAUUGCCUUCACCGCUACAGCGACCGACAAGGAAGGUCGUUCGGUGCCGGCACCAGGACAAGGUAUUCUCACUACUGCCCGCGAAGCACCAUCCAAAUUCCCAUCUCCGUUGCUCGACAUGAAUUACCGCAGGCGGCAGAUGCAAAGACGAUUAGGUCAAAUCUCUCAAUGGGCCGAAGCAGAGUUCUCCUACAUGGACGAUGAGGUGGCUGCGAUGCAGUCUCAAGUCCCAAACCUGGACGCGGCAGCGUUCCGGUCCGAACGCGCAAGCCACAUCCAGCGCGAGGCUCAGCGUCAAAUCAAGGAAGCACAAAAUACCUACGGCAAUGAGUUCUUCAAAAACGAUGCAACGAUCGCGCCGCUGCGUGGCGCAUUGGCUGUUUGGGGUAUGACAGUGGAUGACAUUGGAGUUGCGUCUUUCCAUGGCACGUCGACGGUCGCGAACGACAAAAACGAAUCGAAUGUCAUCUCGAAGCAGUUGGAGCAUCUCGGUCGCACGAAAGGCAACCCACUCCUCGGCGUUUUCCAAAAGUACCUCACUGGACAUCCAAAAGGAGCAGCUUGUGCCUGGAUGCUGAAUGGAGCUAUGCAAAUUCUAAACUCUGGCCUUGUCCCUGGAAAUCGCAAUGCUGAUAAUGUCGACAAAUAUCUGGAACGAUUCUCGCACAUCUUGUACCCGAGUCGCAGUAUACAAACGGAUGGUGUUCGCGCUGUUUCAGUAACAUCCUUCGGAUUCGGUCAGGUCGGAGCUCAACUGAUUGUUAUUCACCCAGACUACGUCUUUGCUACUCUGGAGGAUACGACCCUAGCGACGUAUCGAUCAAAGGUUGCUGCCCGCUACAAAAAGUCUUACCGCUAUCUUCAUGAAUCGUUCGCCAACAACAACCUCAUCCAGGCGAAGACCGCAGCUCCCUUUACAGACGCUCAAGAAGACGGCGUCUUCCUCGAUCCUCUGGCUCGUGCUAGCGCCAACAAGGCCGGCAGCUGGUCGUUCGCAGCAGAUUUCCACCAACCACAUCCAAAACAGCCCACCGAAGCAUUGUUAGACAACCUGGCCAAGGCUAGCGGCGGCAAGAAUGUCGGUGUGGACGUUGAGUUGAUCUCUAGUGUCCACAUUGCAAAUGACACCUUCGUAUCUCGCAACUUCACACCAGGGGAGCAGGCCUAUUGCAAUCAGGCGCCCUCUCCUCAAUCAAGCUAUGCUGGCACGUGGAGCGCAAAGGAAGCUGUCUUCAAGAGUCUCGGUGUCAAGAGUCGGGGAGCUGGAGCUAGCUUGUUGGACAUCGAGAUUAUCCGAUCGACCAAUGGGGAGCCACAAGUCAGGUUGAAUGGGGCUGCUAGAGAGGCUGCAGAUGCAGCAGGCAUCAAAAAUGUGCAGGUGAGCAUCUCGCACGAUGAUGUGCAGUCCGUGGCGGUUGCGAUUAGCGCUUGAGUAUCCUUAUGUUUUUACGUCUCGUCUGUUCCUAGAGAUAGACUUUGUCUUUGAUUGAUGUUUUCUCCGUCUCUGACCCGAUCAUACGCUGGUCCAAGCAAAAGUUCCGGGUCUCUCAGCCUCAGGCUUGUGCUUGAGUGUCGAAUCUCGUCACCCACCCCCAAUCACUCCAAUCACAAUCACAACCGCAACUCAACUUAUCCAGCGGCAUACGCCUAAACUGCAAGCAUGGUCAGCUUGGACGACAUCAAUGCAUACUCGAGGCCUCAGAGCUCGUUGCCCAAGGGUACAGCACACCUCUAUAGCUACAUCAAUCGUGCUACUUCACCGUCCAAUUUUGAACCUAAUUUGGCGCUGAAUUUGGAGAUUGCCGACCUCAUCAACUCGAAGAAAGGCAAUAUGCC